AUAGGCUUCGCGUAUAAAUGAGGCGGGUGAAAAUUCGCUAAUAGUUUCCUCGUUGUGAGGCGCGCUCAUCCUGUCUCUAGUUCGAAAAUCCGCCGGCAGAUGGCUUCAGCUCUCAUUUACGUCGCCGCUGUGGUAUUGGCGUCUGCAGCGACGAACGAGGCCGCCUCUAGCUGUUCUCCGACGUGCACGGGUGAGCUGCCAGGCAUUCUCGUGCCCGACCCCGUUAACUGCGGCCGCUACUACGUAUGCCUGCAGGACGGCCUGCCCAGCGACUUCCCUUUCGAGUGUGAUGAUGGCAAGCACUUCGACUCCGGCACCAAAACCUGCACUGACGGGGCCUUUCCGUGUGACCUGUGUGAGCCCAAGUGCUCUGUCUACUCGUGCCCUCCCGAUGAAACUGGACUAAUCUCAGUGGCCGACGCCAACGACUGCGGGAUGUACUACCUCUGCGGCAUCGGCGAUGAGCCUAUGCACAUCAAGUGCCCUGAAGCGACGCCCUUCUUCAACGGCAAGGAAUGUGUGAAGGACGCGAGCGAGUGCUGCGACCCGUGCCGCGUGUACUGCAGCGAGGCCUUCACGCAGAUCCCCGACCCGGCCGACUGCACCAGCUACUACUUUUGCCUCGACGUCGGCUUCCCCGGGCCCGCCGACCUGCACCGCUGCGAGGAGGGCAACUUCAACGCCACGGCCGGCCACUGCGAUCCCGCCGCGCCGUGCGAGCAGGUGGCCCGCUGCGCCGCCGCCGUCGUCGAAAAGUUCUAAAGGAAAAGUCUGAGAGCGGCCGGCAAGCAGGGCGAGGCGAUCAUCCUUCCGUCGGCCGCGCCCGAGCGAGGCGCUGCGGAAUGGGUGUGUGAUUAUACACACACACACACACACACACACACACACACAUU
This is a messenger RNA of Penaeus chinensis, 893 nucleotides long. RefSeq lists its product as uncharacterized. NCBI's taxonomy places the organism in Eukaryota, Metazoa, Arthropoda, Malacostraca, Decapoda, Penaeidae. The record is from RefSeq and is a predicted model, not a curated record. Gene Ontology annotation, molecular function: chitin binding. Gene Ontology annotation, cellular component: extracellular region. The transcript is spliced from 2 exons. Bases 100 to 762 code for a protein of 220 amino acids.